Molecule: messenger RNA, 1769 nt
Organism: Hydractinia symbiolongicarpus
Lineage: Eukaryota; Metazoa; Cnidaria; Hydrozoa; Anthoathecata; Hydractiniidae
Product: calcium uniporter protein, mitochondrial-like
Exons: 7
Coding region: 166-1116 (316 amino acids)
Biological process (GO): mitochondrial calcium ion homeostasis; calcium import into the mitochondrion
Cellular component (GO): uniplex complex; mitochondrial inner membrane
Molecular function (GO): uniporter activity; calcium channel activity
Source: RefSeq, a predicted model, not a curated record
GCCCUUUGUUUAUAUGUGUCUCGUUGUACCAAAUUUUUUUUGUAUAAUUAUUUAUGCGAAUCAGACGGUGGUGGAGGCAGAUGGUUUGGUCAAAAAAGGAAGGGGUUGAUUUUUAGGUGUCCAUAUAAUAUCGUUCUGUCCAUCGGUCGUGUUGCUAAACUAGCUAUGUUCAAUUCUCAGACAUUCAGAGUUCAAACUCUGAAACAGUUGCAACGAUUUCUGCAGUUUCAAACCAAGAAUCUGAAUGUUUCAAAGAGGAACCUCCAUCUCACUCAAGUCAGAAGUGAUGCAUCGUGUGUUCACAGAAAUGGAUUUGCAGUAUUGACCUUACCUCUACCAUCUCGAAAUGAAGAAUGUGAAUUUACUUUGCGUCCAGUUAGUCAAACUGUUAACGAUUUAGUUUCAUUUGUACAAGCAGAAGAUGGUGGCAUCGACAGAAUAGCUGUUUAUACAAUGGAAGGAAAAAGAGUUUCACACUCAACGCCUAUAGAUAUAUUGAUCCAAGGAGAUUUCAAAAUAGUUGUUAACGAUAAAACCUAUGAUAUUAUCCCACCUAAACCUGAUACUUUUCCAGUUGAUUACGAGGACCAGCUCUCCAGCACAAAAAAUUUAAUUGCUCAGCUGUACACUGAUGUCAAUGUUCAAGCAUAUAAGGAAAAUCGUGAACGUGCUAUACAAGUAUACUUAGAUUCUUUGAAAAACGAAUUGGCACCAUUAGAAGAGCAAAAAGCACUGAUUGAUGCAAGAGCUGCCCAAAGAACAAACGUUUUGAUCUGGUCAGGGUUAGGUUAUAUGGCUUUACAGUUUGGUUUUCUUGCUCGACUGACUUGGUGGGAAUACUCUUGGGAUAUCAUGGAACCCGUUACAUAUUUUGUGACGUAUGGCACUAGUAUGGCAAUGUAUGCAUACUUCGUGUUGACGAGAGAGGACUGCAACUACCCAGAGGUUCGCAACCGUUCUCACUUGCUCACCUUUCAUCGGGAAUCGAGCAAAAAGAAAUUCGACGUGCAUCAGUAUAACGCAAAAAAAGAUCAAAUGGCGAAACUAGAAAAUGAACUUAAACUUUUACAGUCGCCACCCGCAUUUGUUGAUAUGAAUAAAGCCAUCGAAACGUAAACAGUGACUUAUAAUGGUAGACACAGUAACGGACUAUUAUUUUUGCACUUUUUUUACAAACUUAUAUGCGCAUACUAAAGGAAUGUAGACGUUUAAUUUAUAUUGGUACCUUAUGCUGGAUUUACACUGGCAAAUAUGAAAUCUUCAGUAAUUUUUGUUUGUAAGACACACAAAUAUGGACAUGUGUAUGUGGGGAUUUAUAUUUUGUAUUUAUAUACUGAGCCACUCUGGCCACAUCUGAAAACAAGUUUCAAAAUUAAAAAAUACCUGGAAAAUAUUUUUUCGAGUCUGUUUUGCAAGUUCUCUUUUUCUAUCACCAAGUUAAAAGUUUCAUUUUUCUCAAAAAAAUUUCUGUUCUUUUUCAAGCCAGAUAACUUCUAAAAAAAAAGACAGAAAACUUCUGGAAUUUACUUCUUAAAAAUAAGUAGCCACCCUGUGAACUUAGCAUUACUUGACUGUGCACACGAAUCUCAUAUUUACGUUUCGCUGCCGGUUAUUUCAUUUACCUUAUAUGUACCAUUUUGAACUGAGAUAAUUUUACGGCUAACCUGAAAAAAUUGCGAAAUUUGCUGGCAGGAGAAUGGCGUGUUGGGUUUAAACUUUGUAGGUAGAUAAUUUAGUGAAUAAAUAAUUUUUUGAUUUUGUAACGCUCA